Messenger RNA from Sorex araneus (European shrew), 4322 nucleotides. It is a transcript of the gene MORC3, whose product is annotated as MORC family CW-type zinc finger 3. Gene Ontology annotation, molecular function: ATP hydrolysis activity; zinc ion binding. Gene Ontology annotation, cellular component: nucleus; PML body. The record is from RefSeq and is a predicted model, not a curated record. The transcript is spliced from 17 exons. Lineage: Eukaryota; Metazoa; Chordata; Mammalia; Eulipotyphla; Soricidae. The coding region runs from base 28 to 2850 and encodes 940 amino acids.
CGGUCCUGGCUUUGUAGCUCGCUCAAGAUGGCGGCGCAGCCACCCAGCGGGAUCCGCCUCAGCGCGCUUUGCCCGAAGUUUUUACAUACAAAUUCUACUAGUCACACUUGGCCAUUCAGUGCAGUUGCUGAAUUAAUAGAUAAUGCUUAUGAUCCUGAUGUGAAUGCUAAACAGAUAUGGAUUGACAAGACAGUGAUAAAUAAACAUAUAUGCUUGACCUUCACUGAUAAUGGGAACGGGAUGACUUCAGAUAAAUUACAUAAAAUGCUAAGCUUUGGCUUUAGUGACAAAGUCACCAUGAAUGGUCAUGUCCCCGUUGGAUUGUAUGGGAAUGGCUUCAAGUCAGGUUCCAUGCGCUUGGGUAAAGAUGCCAUCGUUUUUACCAAAAACGGAGAAAGCAUGAGCGUGGGCUUCUUGUCUCAGACCUACUUGGAAGUCAUAAAAGCAGAACACGUUGUUGUUCCCAUAGUAGCAUUCAACAAACACCGACAGAUGAUAAAUUUAGCAGAAUCGAAAGCAAGCCUUGCUGCAAUUCUGGAACAUUCUUUGUUUUCUACGGAACAGAAAUUACUGGCAGAACUUGAUGCAAUUAUGGGUAAGAAGGGGACAAGGAUCAUCAUUUGGAAUCUCAGAAGCUACAAAAAUGCAACAGAGUUUGAUUUUGAUAAGGAUAAAUAUGACAUCAGAAUUCCUGAAGAUUUAGAUGAGACCACAGGGAAGAAAGGGUACAAAAAGCAAGAAAGAAUGGAUCAAAUUGCUCCUGAGAGUGACUACUCCCUGAGGGCUUACUGCAGUAUUUUAUAUCUGAAACCAAGAAUGCAGAUCAUCUUGCGCGGACAGAAAGUGAAGACACAGUUAGUCUCCAAGAGUCUUGCCUACAUCGAACGUGAUGUUUAUAGACCCAAAUUUUUAACUAAAACAGUGAGGAUUACUUUUGGAUUCAACUGCCGAAAUAAAGAUCAUUAUGGGAUAAUGAUGUAUCACAGAAAUAGACUUAUAAAAGCCUACGAAAAAGUUGGAUGUCAGUUAAGGGCAAACAACAUGGGUGUUGGAGUCGUUGGAAUUAUAGAGUGUAAUUUCUUAAAGCCAACUCAUAAUAAACAAGAUUUUGACUAUACAAAUGAGUACAGGCUUACGAUAGCAGCACUUGGGGAUAAACUGAAUGAUUACUGGAACGAAAUGAAAGUGAAGAAGAACUCAGAAUACCCUCUAAACUUGCCUGUUGAAGACAUACAGAAACGUCCUGAUCAGACAUGGGUACAGUGUGAUGCCUGCCUAAAGUGGCGAAAAUUACCAGAUGGAAUAGAUCAACUUCCAGAAAAAUGGUAUUGCUCCAAUAACCCUGACCCACAGUUCAGAAAUUGUGAAGUUCCUGAAGAGCCUGAAGAUGAGGAUUUGGUUCAUCCCACCUACGAGAAAACCUACAAAAAGAAAGACAAGGAAAGAUUCAGGAUCAGACAACUGGAUAUGAUCCCUCGGAUUAAUGCUGAAUUGUUUCGUACACCUCCUCUGUCGAGUGCAGGCUUUUCUUCCGUGCAGGAAAGUGUGCCAAGAGGGCAUCAUUCAGAAGUCACGAAUACUUACUCAACAAGGAUUUUAAAUAACCACCGAGUCUCUCCCCAAGCUGAGCCUGAGAGCAACAGUAUGAAACGGAGACUUACUUCUACUCAUAGUCCCUCAGUUUUGAAUGCAAAACAUCGGAGAUUGACUAAUCAGACAUUUGAAAAUUCAACUUACAAAGAUGAUGACGAUGAGGAUGUCAUCAUCUUAGAAGAAAACAGUACCCCCAAGCCCUCUGUCGAUCUUGAGAUCGAAGUGAAACCGGAAACGAGUCACGUGGAGCAGACUGGGGCUCGGACAGAGCCCAUGGGGACGAAUGAAGCGUGUACGCAGACUCGUUCGGCGGGCACCUCCGCGCCCAGCAGCGACCAGGGAACUUCUGCCGCCACUCAGACCGAAGUACCCGGCCUGAUCGUUAAGAAGGAAGAGACCAUCGAAGAUGCCAUCGACUCGAGAAAUGAUACUACCCUCCCACCGCCCUGUGUGGAAGGGGAAGGAAAGAAACCGGAAGCUCAGGAGACCUGUGACAAGUCCAGGGGGGAUGCCAGCUGCCAGUUGAGUGAACUGCGGAAGCAGCUCUCCCUGGCCACCCAAGAGAAAGAGAAGUACGAAAGGCAGUGUCACGUGUUUACCGAGCAAAUCAGAGCGUUACAGCAGAAAAUAGCAGAAAUGAACGCCAGGUACGUCAAGAAGGAAAUGUGCCAUCAGUCAACCGAAACUGAUGCAGUGUUUCUGCUUGAAAGUGUUAAUGGCAAAUCUGAAAGUCCAGACCACGUGGUCUCUCAGUAUCAGCAGGCGCUGGAAGAGAUCGAAAGGCUGAAGAAGCAGUGUAGCACUUUGCAGCGCGUGAAGACCGAGUGCAGUCAGUGUUCCGGUAGCGAGAGCAAAAGUGAGGUGGACGAAAUGGUGGUGCAGCUGGACGACGUGUUCAGGCAGCUGGACAAGUGCACUACAGAGAGAGACCAGUAUAAAAGCGAGGUUGAAUUACUGGAAGUAGAAAAAUCACAAAUCCAUUCACAGUGUGAAGAACUGAAAACUGAAAUCCAGCAAUUGAAAUCCACAAGUCAACAAGCUGGGGCAGAUGUUUCAACUUCAAGUAACAUUGAAGAGUCUGUAAACUUUGUGGAUGGAGAAAGCCUCAAACUUCGAUCUCUUCGCGUUAAUGUAGGACAACUGCUGGCCAUGAUUGUACCUGAUCUCGACCUUCAGCAAGUGAAUUACGAUGUUGAUGUUGUUGAUGAGAUUUUAGGACAAGUUGUGGAACAAAUGAGUGAAAUAAGUAGUACUUAACAUCUGUUUUAUGCAAGAUAAUAAAAACAUUUGCUCAAUACUUUUUGGUUGUACAGCUUUCAAAAUGUAAAGGAAGAUUUUUUUUCUACAUAGUUCUGAUAGGUAUCAGGCUGAAGAACCACACCUCUACUAUUCUAUGCACUCUGAUAUGUCCACGAGUGUAGUGGGCGUAUUGUCACCACACCCUUUGAAAUAUCUAUGAAUCAUCGGUAUUGGGCAGCUGAAGCGCUAACUCUUUCUGUUUAAAAAUGUAAAUAUUUGUAAAUAAGUUUGCACAUAUUUUUUUAUUACCCUAGAGGACUUGUGUUUUUCACCAAGAACUUUCCAGGUUGCCUGUAACCUAUGUGCAAUCUUUUCUGGUUCCCCAAAGUGUAUUUUUCUCCGACUUGAGGGCUGUGCCAUAAAUGCAAAUGGAAAUGUUACUUUUGAUUUUCUUACAGAGGUGUUUUAAGCAGGAUUUUUAAAAAAAUGUAUUAACUCCUGAUAAGAUAAGUUUUAAUUGGAUUAAGCAUUGAUGUUUGAUUUCUAUCAAUUCCUGUCUCCUGAAAUAAUUUAUUCAUGAAAAUAAGGUAAGCUGAAAUUGACUCCCAUGAAUUUUGUCAGGGUUUUUCUUGUGCUGAGAUUGCCAAUCAUGUUUGAAUACAAAGUGUUUCUAUGGAAUAAAUCAAGGAGUUUCGGUAUUUAAAAGAAGUAUAAGGGCAGGGACCAUGGGUCACCAGUGCAGUUCAUGCCUUGCAUGUGUGAGGCCCUGGGUUUGAUCCCUGGCACUGCAAAAAUAAUAUAUUAAUAAGGCACCAUACUUAUUAGCUGCCCCACCACAUUUGCUUUGAAACCCAUUUUUGGCUGCUGAGUCAGCGUGGAGUGGGCACUGUAAUUGUUUAAUAUUUCUUUUUGUGAAAUUUCCUGUACAGCCUUUUGUAGGAUUACUACAGGAUAAUUUAACGUGAGUUGAGGAAGACAAUCUUUCUCGAACAAUACUGCAUACCUUUUAUUAUAUUACAGAUCUAAGUGUUUUAUAUCCUGGAGUUAAGCAACAAACUGCCCUAGGAUGAUAAGUAUUACAUGCCAUAAAAAGUAUGCUUUAUUGGUCCCAUGUUUUGUGCAAUUUUAAAGAGAUGGCUUUCUAUUAAGUAUAACUGUAUAUAUACUUAAGAACCAUAUUUUCCACAACUAAAAUGUGCAUUAUUUUUUCAAAGUUUUAUCAUUGCUAUUUAUUUUUACUUUUGUUUCUGAACAUUCAGUACGUGUUCCUUUUGUAUGUAUGCCUAAUUUCAUGUCUGUCAUAUACAAUAUUAAAUUUUUACUGCACAUUAAUGUCUAAAAAAGCAAAUAAAUGAAGAUUGUCUUUAUUUGCUUGAUAAAGUAAUUGAAAGUGUAUUUUUGGAAAGAAGCUGGUUUUCUGUCAUAAUUGUACCUGCCCAAAUUUUAAAGUAUCUUGUAAUAAAAUAAAGAUAAGUAUGGCUAUCUCUUCA